UUGGGAUUGUUGAGAUGGGUUGAGGCGGCCAUCUUGCUGAGCGGAGGACGGCGGCCCACUGGAUGUGCGACAAAAGCAAACACAAACCUUCGCCGCCCCUCGCUCCCUUCCUUCCUUUCGUCCGUCCAAAGGACGAUGCGCAGCCAACGUUUAUACUUUGCUCGUUGAACGCCGAAAAAACACGAUGGGCCAACGUCGAGGCGGACGAUUAACCGGAUAAAUCCCGGACGAGGUUGAACGACGACAGCCGUCGCAGCAGCAGCGGCAGCAGCAGCUUCCCCCUUCCCCUGCCUGUACAUGGUUUCUAUUUCUGGAUAAAGGAGUGACUAUGAAUGGAGGAUAAAUGUUGCCAAAGGCUGACAGCGGCAGUUUCGUCCUCUUCUCUCUGCUCUUUGUCCUCACGUUGACGGACCCGCCACGGCCAGAGCAGCGCUGCAGCCCCGGUCAGUUUGCCUGCCGCAGCGGCAAGAUGCAGUGCAUCCCCAUGUCCUGGCAGUGCGACGGCUGGACGGCGUGCGAGGACCACAGCGACGAGAUGGACUGCCCCCCCAUAAAGGAAGAGCGAUUCCGUUUCGGCCAAGGUUACGACCAGGUGGACGACGUCAUUGGCGUGGCUCAGCCCGUGCGGUUCAACAAGAAAUGCCCGAGCGGCUGGCACCACUACGAGAAGACGGCCAGCUGCUACAAGGUGUACCUGCGCAGCGAGAACUACUGGCAGGCGGCCGACACGUGCCAGAAGGUGGACGGCUCCCUGGCCACUUUUGUCACCGACGAGGAGCUGCAGUUCAUCCUCAAGAUCCAAGUGGACUUUGACGACCAAGCGUGCGAGCUCAGGGACCAGUGCAAGUUCUGGGUGGGCUACCAGUACGUGAUCACCAACCAGAACCACUCGGCCGAGGGCCACUGGGAGGUGGUUUAUAACGGCCCCGUGCAAGUGUUCCUACCGCCGGACGGGCUCCCCAACCUGGGCGAGGCCAACCAGGACAACGUUUUCUGCGCCCAGCUGCAGCGUUUCCAGCUGCAGAGCAUGAACGAGCGCGGCCUGCACAGCUGGCACGCCGAGAACUGCUACAAGGAGUUCCCCUUCCUCUGCAAACGCAAGCAAACGUGCGUGGACAUCAAGGACAACGUGGUGGGCGAGGGCUACUACUUCACGCCCAAAGGCGACGACCCGUGCCUGAGCUGCACGUGUCACGACGGCGAGCCCGAGAUGUGUGUGGCGGCGCUCUGCGAGCGGCCGCAGGGGUGCCAGCACUUCCGCAAGGACCCCAAAGAGUGCUGCAAGUUCACCUGCCUGGAUCCAGACGGAAGCAGCCUGUUUGACUCCAUGGCCAGCGGCAUGCGUCUGAUCGUCAGUUGCAUCUCGUCCUUCCUCAUCCUGUCGCUGCUGCUCUUCAUGGUGCACCGCCUCCGACAGCGGCGGCGGGAGCGCAUCGAAACGCUCAUCGGAGGCAACCUGCACCACUUCAACCUGGGCAGACGCGUGCCGGGCUUCGACUACGGCCCGGACGCCUUUGGCACGGGCCUGACUCCGCUGCAUCUGUCCGAUGAUGGCGAAGGCGGCGCCUUCCACUUCCAGGAGCCGCCGCCGCCCUACGCCGCGUACAAGUACCCCGACAUCCAUCACCCCGACGACCCCCCGCCCCCCUACGAGGCCUCCAUCAACCCCGAUAGCCUCCUCUAUGUGGACCUCAGACACGGCAGCAUGCCAGUGAUGAGCACGGCGGUGGACGGGCUCCUCCAGCAGGCUCCUGCCGCAGCCAGCCCCGCAACCGUCUCGCAGGCCCGGGAGGACUCGGUGGACAGCAGCACCCUCCUGGUGGGACCCGAUACCCCCACCAUGGACGGGCCGGGCGCCGCCACGCCGCCUGACUGCGCUUCGCCGUCCUCCCUCAGCACAGCUGUCUAAGACGGACGGACGGACGGACGGACGGAUGGAUGGACAGACGGACAGGACUGUUUGUGUACAAAGAACACUAAUUUAAGGAUGCAUUUUUACUGAUCUCCAGAAUGUAAAUAUGCCCCUGGGGUAGUUAAACGCGUUGCCGCUCGCCGCUCGCCGCUGGCCGUCCUGUCUCGACUCUUACGCUGUAUGGAUUGUGCAAGUCGGUACGUUGACGUUCCACUUCCUUUUCAACUGAUGAUUGCUUGACGUGGAUGGAAGCUGAACGCAUCAUCAAAAUGGAAAUAUUCAAUUCCAUACAAAAGUCCCCCCCCCCCCCCUCCUUCUUGCUCACUUUUGGUUCGACAAUCAUCUUCGUCCCUGUCAUGUGUUAUGGCGAUGUGCUUUUUUUCACUUGUUAAAUCAUCAACUUUAGUAGAGAAAAAAAAUGGAGUCAUGAACAAAGUUUGCAAGCUAGCUGCAUUAGUGUACAAUGACGUGACUUUUUUUGGGGGGGGGGGGGAUAAGAAGUCAUUUUGCAAACCACAUUGACUUUAUUCCCAUAAAAUCAACAUUUGUUGCAACUUUAUUCUCUUACAAUGACUACUUCAUGUUAAGUUCUGACGUCUGUGCACUGCAAAUGAAAUAUUUGUAUCAUUUUCUCCACACCAACUUCCUCUCGCUUGCUCGCCCCCCCCCCCCCCCCAUCUUUUUUUUUUGUAGACAAUCAUCUCCCCGUCAUCCGUUUCUGGUGAUGCCAUUUUGUUUUGAGCCAUGACAAUCCCUCAGUGGAGUGCAUGUGUGUUUCUUUUUUUUGGCGAUGCAUGUUUUUGUUCAUUGAGGUCUCUUUUUGUACAAAGCCCCAGCCAGACAUGAUAUGACAAAACCUAAAUUUGCAUUCAAAUCAUGCAGCCAAUAUACCAACCUUGUGAAAGCGGGACAUCUGGCUAAUUAAAGUGUGGAAGUGCACUUUUGUAGCCCAGGCCAAAUGUCAAGGAAUGAUCAUUACCAAUACUUUUAAUUUGUACAUUUUUUUUUUUUAUUUGUGGCUGCACGUAAGUGAUGUUGUAGCCCCCCCCCCCCUCAUUUACUUUGAUGUUUAUUUGUUCUUAGUUUUUUUUUGUUGAAUGUAUUUUGUUUUGAUUCUUUAUUAGCCUUGGAAUGAAGCAAUGCUCUUGUUUGUAUAGGAGGCGUUUGUAUUUUUUCUCAACUAGAUGUACUGUACGUCUAAUUAAAUGCCAAAUAAAUGACGCCGUGCAGAAUGA
Molecule: messenger RNA, 3147 nt
Organism: Syngnathus typhle (broad-nosed pipefish)
Lineage: Eukaryota; Metazoa; Chordata; Actinopteri; Syngnathiformes; Syngnathidae
Gene: dgcr2
Product: DiGeorge syndrome critical region gene 2
Exons: 10
Coding region: 344-1909 (521 amino acids)
Cellular component (GO): membrane
Molecular function (GO): protein binding
Source: RefSeq, a predicted model, not a curated record